Molecule: messenger RNA, 4785 nt
Organism: Labeo rohita (rohu)
Lineage: Eukaryota; Metazoa; Chordata; Actinopteri; Cypriniformes; Cyprinidae
Gene: six5
Product: SIX homeobox 5
Exons: 3
Coding region: 167-3019 (950 amino acids)
Biological process (GO): regulation of transcription by RNA polymerase II
Cellular component (GO): nucleus; transcription regulator complex
Molecular function (GO): RNA polymerase II cis-regulatory region sequence-specific DNA binding; DNA-binding transcription factor activity, RNA polymerase II-specific
Source: RefSeq, a predicted model, not a curated record
UGAAAUGCAGCAGGCCUGUGGUGGAUGUCUAGAUGGGGGAGGUUGACGAAACGCAGGGGCGUGACGCCUCGCUCUGCAGCAGCGCUCACUCGCCUACGGGAGAAUGGGAGAGAGAGACACAGAAGGGGAGGGAGGAGGAACUUGAAGGAAAAAAGUUAAAAUAAAAAUGGCUUCCUUGUCUUUGGAGUCCACAGAACAAAGUGAAAACGGCCCAAAGGAGUCCACGCAAGAUGAAGCCAAAGUGAAAGAGGAGACGGAUCCGGACGAAGUUUCGGAACAACUGCUCCAAAGCUUCCAGAACUCGGCGCUCAGUUUUUCCACCGAUCAGGUCGCGUGUCUGUGCGAAGCGCUCCUGCAAGCGGGCAAUGUGGAUCGCCUGUGGAGAUUCCUCUCCACCAUCCCUCCUUCGGCCGAUCUGCUACGUGGCAACGAGACCCUACUGAAGGCCCAGGCUCUGGUCGCCUUCCACCGGGAGGAAUUCAACGAGCUGUACGCCAUCCUGGACAGUCAUGACUUCCACCCGAGUAACCAUGGGUUCCUUCAAGACCUCUACUUGAAGGCGCGCUACAAGGAGGCUGAGAGGUCCCGGGGUCGCAGUCUAGGCGCCGUGGACAAAUAUCGACUGCGCAAAAAGUUCCCUUUGCCUAAAACUAUCUGGGACGGAGAGGAGACGGUGUACUGCUUCAAGGAGAAGUCGCGCAACGCUCUGAAGGAAUGUUACAAGAUCAACAGGUAUCCCACUCCGGUCGAGAAGAAGAAUUUAGCCAAAGUCACCGGACUUUCUUUGACUCAAGUCAGCAACUGGUUCAAGAAUCGACGACAGAGGGACCGGACCCCGUCUGGUACCAACAGCAAAAGUGAAUCUGAUGGAAACCACAGCACAGAAGAUGAAGCCAGCAAGGGAGACCUGGAGGAUAUUGCUGACAAACCUGCUGCUCAAGAGACAGGCAGCUCCAAUGCAUCUCUUAUAUCUCUGUCUGGUGCUCCUUGCAGUACUGGUCAGCUUAUUCUCAACAGCACCGGGGGAUUCCUUACUAGCUCUCAUCCACUGCUGCUCAAUGGGAGCCCUAUACUCUCGGGGGCAGGAACGGGGGUCAUCAUCAAUGGGUUGACACUGAGCGAUGGCCACACAGUCACUCUCAGUCCUGUUACAGCUAACGCACCAUUGCUACUAAACGGGGCUCAAGUAAUCUCCAAAGAUGAACGGGGCAUCAAUGAUAUAGAGGCCCAAGGCAGCCUACCCACUGUGGUUCUGAAUCCACAAGCCAGUCUAACUAGCACAAUACCUCUCUCGCUUAGCGAGGAUGCAAAAACACCCAGCAGCAACGUCUCCCCGCUGGAUUUCAUCAGUCUUCCAGAGGCCUCUCAAUCACUGCCUACAAACUCAAUGUCCUCGCCCACCAUCUCUACUUCUGUCAUCUCUCCCACGUCUCUUUCUUCACUGGCACUGACCCCAAAUAGUAUUCCUGCAUCAACAGCUGGCUCCUUGAGUUCAGUCAUCUCCAGUCCCAUGAUGCCACUACAGCCCACACAGCCACCUGAAAUUGUUGUAUUAGGAAAAGCCGAUGCUCAGUCUCCAACUCGCUGCUCCAUCUCUAGCCCUCAGGUGCUGUCUUUACCUCAGGUGGUACCAUCAAUACAGGGCGUUCCAGUUUCUCAACUGAUGCAGCAUCCAUCUGGGGCCACUGUGUCAUCUUGCCCCCAGCUUGUUCCAGUCUCCCCGGUGAAUUCACAAUUACCCCAAGUCUCCAUUCCUCAGUUUCAGACACAGACCUUGCACAUUGGUCCAAGACUUGCGCAAGCACAGCCUCAAAAUGGCUUGACCACACUAAGCACCAGUAGUGCUUUGUCACUCCCCCAGAUGGCUGAUGGGCAAGUGCUUGCACCUCAGCUAGGAGACGAAUCUACUUCAGCCACCCUACCACAGAUACAGACCUCCAUGGGAACACAAGUCAUACCCAUCUCCUCACCGACUCAAGUUGUGCCCAUAUCCCAAACCAAAGACUCAGCGCAACCUCAGCUGGUCCCCCUGUCACUGCCUCAACUUAUGCCUGUGUCAUCCAUUGCGGGAACUCCAACUGGAACCCUGUCCUUCCCUCAGGUGGUCCCGGCAACUCCAUCUCUUUCCAUUCCGUCCCCUGGAGGUGCUUUCCAGAUUCUGACAUCUGGGUCUGGAACAGGAUUGAGUGUUGCCCAGGGACCGAUACGCCUUAGCCCAAUAGGUCCUCCUCAGAGUGUCCCUACUGGUACCAUCCCAGGCGUUCAGCUUCUCAACUCUGGGGUGAUUCAGCUACCGUCUGCCUCUCCAGGCAACAUCCUACUAGCAGGUGGCAUCGGGGGCAGCCCCAUCCUAAGUGUUCAAAAUGGCAAACUCAUCCUCACUAUCCCAGCUGGUAUCCAGUUCGCCAGCAUGCCUGUCAAGUCCGUCCCAGACAAUUUAGUCCCAAGCAACAGUACCCUUGAUCCUCAAUCCUCAGCUGUUCAUGCACUUGAGAAUCAACCAGCACCUUCACUCACUGCUCAAACCUCAAAUUCACUACAGUCAUCUCCUUUGGGGUUUGUUGGCGCCUCUACACUUUACUGCAGCCCUGAGCCAGGGACAAUUGCCAACCCAACCCCAGGAGCCUCUCCUGACACCCCAGACUCUUCCAGCACUCCCACUCCUACAAGCGUCCUACAAUCCCAGCAGACUCUUAGUCCUGAUAGCAUGCUCCCACUCAGUCCAAUAUGUAGUGGUGUGGCAACUAGCCACCAACUCUCCCAGCCAGCCUGGAGCCCUGUCCCGCUGUCCUCCUCUGCUGGUCUGACAUUAUUUGACAUGCGUGGGAAAGGAGAGCUUCCGGAGGACCCCGCUUUGUUGGGCUUGCCAGGCGGAGAGUCCCUCCUGUUGGGCACUCCUCCUCCAGGCGAAGAUGUGGAUAGAGAUUCUCAGUUGGAUGAGGUGGAGGACAUGGAUGGGGACUCGAAAAUUCUUACACAACUGCAGUCUGUCCCUGUGGAUGAUGAUCUGGGUUUGUAAUCGCCAGUCCUUUUGACAACCUACUAGAUGCAGUUAGUGCUAAAUCUCAACCUGCAAGAGUUCAACCAUUAAACCACAAGUGAGAGGAACUAUGAUUUAUGACCUCAAAGGUUUGGAGUCUUUCCCCACUUUUCCCUGUGUAGAUGGAGUUUUAAAUAGUGGAAAUAUCCAACCUAAUAACGUAGUUGUGAAAACUAUAGUCAGCAAGGGCAUGACUAUAGAGGUAUAAUUGGAAUAGAGGAGAGCACUGCCAUUUGUAUAACCAAUUUUCACCUCUCGGACAAGUUUGUGUCUACGUUUUUGAUGAAACACACAGCUUGAGGCUUGUUACAAGGGCUUACAUGACUCCCUAAGUGGCAAGAAGACACUAAUAUGUCAGAGGCUAUCAAGGUUGUUUAAUCUGGGAGAAAAGAGCAUGCAGGAACUCCUUCUUUUGUGCCUUACAUUUUUGUUAUUUCUCAGUUUUAUAGAGUAAAUGACUCUGACAAGUACUUUUAGCUUUUAAUAAUAGAAACAAGUCAUAUUAGGUUUCCCUGUCCUAAAGACAAUCUAAUAGAGGUACAUACAUUUUUAUGCUGGUCCCAAAACUGGUGUCUUCAAGUGAAAUGGGUCAACUCAUUCCAUGUAUGAAAUGAGUCUGAACACGAACUAGGCACUGACAUUCUGUACAGGUGGCUCAUAAAGAUACCUGGAUGCACCAACAACAUCCCGGCGCUGGGAGAACGAAAUCAGAUAGGAGAUUUCAGUAAACUCACAACACUGCGUACAAGAUAAGACUUGGAAGAGAGACUAAUCUAAAUGUGCCUGUGACAACUACAUUGGAUGUACUACAUUAUCACUGCUCAGUUUAGGUGCUGUUUUAAUUGUUUUUUGCUUUAAAAGAUUAGUUCACUCCAUAAUUUGAGUUUCCAGAUAAUUCAUUCACCCCGGUGUCAUCCAAGAUGUUCAUGUAUGUCUUUUCUCAGUUGAAAAUAAGUUACAUUUUUGAGGAAACAUUCCAUUUUUCUCCAUAUAGUGGACUUCAAUGGGGAUCAACGUGUUGAAGGUCCAAAUUGCAGUUUCAAUGCAGCUUUAAAGAACUCUCAUCCCAGCUGAGGAAUAAGGAUCUUUUCUAGCAAAAUGACUGGUCAUUUUCUAAAAAAAAAAUUAAAUGUUUAUAUACUUUUUAACCACAAAUACUCAUCUUACACUAGCUCUGCUUUUACAACUUCAUGCAUUACGUAGUCAUGUUGGAAAGAUCAUGCAUGACGUAGGCGGAAGUACCAACCCAGUAUUUACAAAGUGAAUGUGCGAAGUCAAAAGCCCUUUACAAGAAAUGUAAAACAACGAUGUUGGCGAUUUUGGAAGUUGUAGGAGAAAAUGAGAGUUUUUCGCCAUACCCUACCUUUCUGAACCGAAGUACACAGAUGAAGAACUAAUCACAUGUGACCUUUCCAACGUAAUGAGUGAAGUCUUAUGCGUGCAUCGCAGAGCUAGUGCAAGUUGAGCCUUUGUGGUUGAAAAGCAUAUAAAUUGCAGGUCGUUUUGCUAGAUAAGACCCUUAUUCUUUGUCUGGGAUUGUGUUUAGAGUCUUUUGAGGCUGCUUUGAAACUGCAGUUUUGACCUUUAACCUGCUGGUCCCCACUGAAGUCCACUAUAUGAAGGAAAAUCUUGUGUUUUCCUCAAAAACCUUCAUUUCUCUUUGACUGAAGAAAGAAAGACAGUAACAUCUUGGAUGACGUGGGGUGAGUAAAUUAUCAGGAAAUUUUAAUUUAGGAGUGAACUAA